AUGUCGCAAGAAAAUGCUGCAGAAUUUCAUGAAUUAUGUCAAAAAAUCAGAGACAUUUUCAAUAGUUUAUUCAGUAUUCUUGAUAAACAACAGAAUGAAAUUAGUCAUUUAAAACGUCAAAUGGAGUUAUUGCAGGUCUCGCAGGAUGAACUAUUACUCGGAUCAGUAGCAACUCAAAUAAUCAUCAAAAUGAGCCGAUUGGAACAGAUCAUCGAAGAUCCAAGGAUCACCGCUUGUCGGACGAUGUCAAUGGUAAUGGCGCAUCGUCAUAUUGAACAAUUGAAAGCAUUUCUCGGGGAACAUGGGUACAAUAUAGAAGAAAUGCAUUUAGCAAUCCAAAUAUUAAAAAAUAACCGUCUUGCUGCCGCGCAUCCGAGUGAUCCAACAACAACAUCUUCGGAAAUUCGAACGGCAGUCGACCAUUUGUUUCCCUCCUCAUCUCAUCCGAAACUAGCCAUUGCUUUAAAAGCACUUAAAGUACUUGAAUUACUAGCGGAAGAGAUAAAAGAGCCAUUGUUUCUUAAAACAGAUUAA
This is a messenger RNA of Didymodactylos carnosus, 534 nucleotides long. NCBI's taxonomy places the organism in Eukaryota, Metazoa, Rotifera, Eurotatoria, Philodinida, Philodinidae. The record is from the annotation of a GenBank genome assembly.